Messenger RNA from Solea solea (common sole), 3259 nucleotides. RefSeq names its product transmembrane protein 121Ab (gene tmem121ab). The transcript is spliced from 2 exons. The coding region runs from base 1333 to 2277 and encodes 314 amino acids. Lineage: Eukaryota; Metazoa; Chordata; Actinopteri; Pleuronectiformes; Soleidae. The record is from RefSeq and is a predicted model, not a curated record.
CUACCCACGGGAAGAAGCAACUAGCGAAAAAGCCUAAGCAGUUACACUUGCCAAAACUGCUUCAUUCAGCCAGCAGGCUGCACUACUCACGUUCCCUGUUCACAUUUGAAUAUUGGAUUUUUUUGGGGGGGGAUUUUUUUUUUUUUUUUCUUCCAGAUAAAGUCUCUCCAUAUCUCGUGCUGUGCUCGUGUGUGUUGUGUCGGACACGCGGCUAGGAAUGGGAACGUAACUUCACGACGGCAGCAGCAGCAGCAGCAGCGGCAGCGGCAUCAGCAGCGGCGGCAGCAGCAGCAGCAGCAGCAGCGUACGGAGUCGAACCGGCGCUUUCUUUGCAUCCUCCUCGCAGCGGAUUUUACAAAAAGAGUCCCCGGAGCCUGCGCUGGCAUUCAGCACCCUGGACAGCGACUUCAGAACCCUGGACAGAGACUUCCGCAGCCUGGACAGCGACUGUAUCGGGCUGUAGGAGAGGCUGGCACGUGGUAAUACGAGGAAGAAAGGAUGGAUCUUCAGCCCACUGUAAGAGCCUCCCCCCGGGGAAGCCAUCGUUGGACACAAGUCCUCGUGGGCUGUUGACCUGCUGUCUCUGUGAUUUAUGGCGGCUGGAGGCCUCUGGCCACUGCAGCCUCCUCUCCUCUUGUUCCUCCAUUUCCCUUCGCACGCACCGCAGGAUUGCAAGGAGCCACACACACCGCGCCACCUUCUAGAGGAAUAUCCAAAGAGAAACUCCUCGUGCAUGCUAAGCAUCAGCACGGGCACGCACACAAAUACACCUGCAGGCUACUCGGUUGCUUUCUACACCGUCUCAUACAAAAAGAAACACCAUAAACAUUUGCAGUCUGCAGUACUGUGUCCCGCAAUCCCAUCACAUGUAUAUUAAACCAGAUCCUCUCUGAGAACGUUCUCCCCUUUGACUGCGUGUGGAUUACCAUCAGUCAUGGAAUGUCAGCUGUAAAGCCCUGGGUGUAGCUGCUGGUCAGUGCAGGGUUGGAUCAAUGGAAGUGCGCUGAGUAAUGAGGUGAUGUUCCUGUUUUCUCAUGGUCUGAGAGCGAUCAGCAGCCAGCAUCUCUCCUCUGACGACACACAGAUCCGCUUCUAACCAUCCGUCUUUGACUAUUAGUUGAAGUGACUUAUGUUAUCAUUUUAACAUUAGACACCCCGUUGCUAGGAGUUUUCUCCUGUGCACACCGGAGCUGUCAGAUCCCCUUAAGUACCCUUCUCUCUGCAGCUAUAAAGGAUUGGAGGGGACUCGGUGUCACGUUCACCCUCUGGACUUAUCCGUUUUUCCUUUUGAAAGCUGCGCACGGGGAGCGAGAGCCAGACAGUGACCUCGCCAUGGUGUUGCCGCCCCCAGACAAACGCCACGUGUGCCUGACCACCAUCGUCAUCAUGACCAGCAUGGCCUUCAUGGAUGCCUACCUGGUGGAGCAGAACCAAGGUCCCAGAAAAAUUGGUGUGUGCAUUAUAGUACUGGUCGGGGACGUGUGUUUCCUCAUAGUGCUACGAUAUGUGGCGGUGUGGGUGGGUGCAGAGGUGCGCACCGCCCGGCGAGGAUACGCCAUGAUCCUGUGGUUUCUGUACAUCUUUGUCCUGGAGAUCAAACUCUACUUUGUGUUCCAGAAUUGCAAAGCCGACAGGAAGAGUCUAGAGACAGUAGCACGAAAAGCUUUGACUUUAUUAUUAUCCGUGUGCGUGCCGGGUUUAUACCUGAUUUUAGUGGCUCUGGAUAGUAUGGAAUAUGUAAGAACUUUCAGAAAGAAGGAGGACAUGAGGAGCCGCCUGUUCUGGGUGGCUCUGGACCUGCUCGACCUGCUCGACAUCCAGGCAAACCUGUGGGAGCCGCAGCGGACGGGCCUGCCAAUCUGGGCCGAGGGCCUGAUGUUCUUCUACUGCUACAUCCUGCUGCUCAUCCUGCCCUGCGUGUCGCUCAGUGAGAUCAGCAUGCAGGGGGAACACAUGACGCCCCAGAAGAUGAUGCUGUACCCGGUCCUGAGCCUGGUCACCAUAAACGUGGUCACCAUCCUUAUACGUGGCGUGAACAUGGUGUUGUUUCAGGACAGCCGCGUAUCCACCAUCUUCGUUGGCAAGAAUGUAGUGGCCAUCGCCACCAAGGCGUCCACCUUCCUGGAAUACCGCAAGCAGGUGAAGGAGUUCCCCCACCCGCAGAACGCCAUGGCACUGGAGCUGCAGCAGAACUCUGUCAGCCACACGCAGCCGCUGCCCAACACCACCAGUUUGCCCCAUGAACCUUCGCCAGCGCAGGACGUCAUUGACACAUGACUGCCAGCUCUGGACUCCAUACCGACGGACCUGACUGCUUUUUAUGAAAAACUCCAGCAGUGGAGGUAGAUAGAGAAUUCAGCUGCAUGACAGGAUGAUAUCCUGUUCUUGUCGAGCUCACACAAACUGCUGUGAAACCAUUAAAGAGAUUUUCAGCAUCACCUGCCUGUCAGAACGUACUGUAAAACUUGACACUUAACUCACUUGAGUGCAGACUUCACAAAUCAAGACAAAGGGGUUUUUAUUGUGGUGUUGUGUUUUUAAUUGUUUCAAAUGUUUUAGACCUAAUUGAGAGACAAUCUCCGCAGUGUGCAGCCCGGUGACAUCCUUUUGUGUAAAAUGAACAGUUGGUUUCGCCCUCGGUGAUAAUCUGUAGUGUUUUAUGUUGUUUUUUUUUAAGGUCAUUUUUUUCCCGACAGUGCAUCUGUGGCAUUUCCUUUUGAAUCCAGCUCCAAAGGACAUACCACUCAGCAUGGUGCACUGAUGGAGAGGAGGAGCAGAGAGUGACGAGGGUCAGUCAAGUGAGGCCAUCAGAGCAGUGCUACAGCAAGGUUAGUGACAGGUGGAUGCUUUUCCUUCUCAGUCGGGUUUCUGCUGAGAGAGCGAGGAAGCUCUGCAGUGACACUCGACGGCCAAAAGGUCUCUAGUUAAAAGCACCACUACAGCGUCCGCCACAGGCAUUCGAGUGUGCGUUUUACUGUGUUUGUGAGUGUGUGCAUAUGUGUAUGCACACUUCACAAUGUUUUUUGGAAGAUUAUGUGAGUGGUUUCAUGUGUGUGAUGAGUUUGCAAAUGAGACAAAAUAUGUAGUGAUGAUGUCAGAAAAAGAAAAAAAAACAAGAUUAAGGCUUGGAAAUUUAAAUUUUGAUUCCUGUGAUAUACAUUCCUCUGAAACUAGCUCAAGCCUUGAUGUCGUGGAAAUGCAGAGAUCCAGAUUAAGAAUUGACUAAUUUAAAAAAAGAAGAAAAAAAAAGAUGAAAUAC